Lates calcarifer (barramundi perch) is the source of this 4417-nucleotide messenger RNA. RefSeq names its product guanine nucleotide-binding protein G(olf) subunit alpha. NCBI's taxonomy places the organism in Eukaryota, Metazoa, Chordata, Actinopteri, Centropomidae. The transcript has 12 exons. Gene Ontology annotation, biological process: adenylate cyclase-modulating G protein-coupled receptor signaling pathway. Gene Ontology annotation, cellular component: heterotrimeric G-protein complex. The record is from RefSeq and is a predicted model, not a curated record. Gene Ontology annotation, molecular function: GTPase activity; GTP binding; G protein-coupled receptor binding. Bases 386 to 1924 code for a protein of 512 amino acids.
GGCCAUACUGUAGUAACAUGACGCGCCGUGCAUUGCACCUAACAACUGUGCAGUCAGAUUGUCGACUGUCUGCGCAGCGGAUAGACGCGUUUUUUCUCCAAGGUUGUGCUUUUGGUUACUUACGGUAAGGUGGACCCGCAGUGUCCACUAAAGGAUCAGGUGAUCCACUAACUACGAAGCGAAGGCUGACUGGGGAAAAUGCAAAAUGACAUAUAGCAAAUGUCGGAGCAUAAUUCAUUCACAUUUUCGGCUCAUAUUCGGACUUAAAUCGCACCGCUGGAGCUCCAAUGUGACGAUGGCUCGUUAGGGCUGGUGGCGCAACUGCGAUUUUUUUGAUAUUUUAAUUUAUGAAAAAUCACAUUCACAGACAAAUAUUGGUUUCAACAUGGGGCUGUGCUACAGUUUGCGUCCCCGGCUCUUCGGGGACCUGAGCGGGUCUAUCUCCAACGCUACCUCGGACUCGGACCAGCCUCCGGACGCCGCCGUGCCGACCCGCGCCGGGGGAGCUCGCCAAGAGGACACCGGGGGAUGCGGGGAGACUUCGUCGCUACGCGGCGGUGGUGGCGGCGGCGGCGGCCCGGUGCGCCCCGGGGACCCUGCCAGGCUCCCGACCGGGGAGCACCGCCGUGGAGACACCGGUACCGACGGUGUGCUCAUACAAAACGGAGGUGGUGGUGGUGGUGGAGGAGGAGGAGGCGGCGGUGGCGGUGGAGGAGGCAGCGGUAAGGGGACAGGGAAGGACCGCGGCCGACGCAUACAGCUGCUUCAAAAGACUAGCACCCAAAAGCAGAAAAACUGGGACAAAUUGCUGGUGGAGGAGAAGGAGGCCGAGAAGGAGGCGAAGAAAGUCAGUAAGAAUAUUGACAGGGCGCUGAAGGAGCUCAAACGGGAGUAUAAACAGACGCAUCGGCUGCUGCUGCUCGGUGCGGGAGAGUCCGGAAAAAGCACCAUUGUGAAGCAGAUGAGGAUCCUACACGUCAACGGCUUCAACGCUGAAGAAAAGAAACAGAAAAUACAAGAUAUUCGGAAAAACGUGAAGGAUGCCAUAGUGACUAUAGUGUCUGCGAUGAGCACUUUAAUACCCCCUGUCCCGCUAGCCAACCCAGAGGACCAAUUCAGAAUCGAAUACAUCAAAAGCAUAGCACCUCUUUCUGACUUUGACUAUUCACAGGAGUUCUUUGACCAUGCAAAGAAGCUGUGGGAUGAUGAAGGAGUGAAGGCAUGCUUCGAGAGGUCCAAUGAGUACCAGCUCAUCGACUGCGCACAAUAUUUCCUGGACAGAAUUGACUCUGUAAGACAGAGCGACUACACACCAACGGACCAGGACCUGUUACGCUGCCGAGUGUUAACUUCAGGGAUUUUCGAGACGAGGUUCCAAGUAGACAAAGUGAACUUUCACAUGUUUGAUGUUGGGGGCCAGAGAGAUGAAAGGAGAAAAUGGAUCCAGUGCUUUAACGACGUCACUGCUAUCAUCUUCGUGGUGGCCAGCAGCAGCUACAACAUGGUAAUAAGGGAAGACAAUAACACCAACAGGCUACGGGAAGCCCUGGACCUCUUCCGCAGUAUUUGGAACAACAGAUGGUUACGCACUAUAUCGGUCAUAUUAUUCCUGAACAAGCAGGACAUGCUGGCUGAGAAAGUAUUAGCUGGAAAAUCCAAAAUUGAAGACUACUUCCCUGAAUAUGCUCGCUACACCAUACCAAAUGAAGCAACUCCUGAACCCGGUGAAGACCCGAGAGUGACGAGAGCUAAGUUCUUCAUCCGAGACGAGUUUCUUCGGAUCAGCACUGCGAGCGGCGACGGCAGACACUACUGCUACCCCCACUUCACCUGUGCCGUGGACACAGAGAACAUCCGGCGGGUGUUCAACGACUGCCGGGACAUCAUCCAGAGAAUGCACCUGCGGCAGUACGAACUCUUGUGAUGGGAGAGACCGCCUCCGUCAGCCUUCUGUGUUUUUCUCCACCAUUCUGCAUCCUUAACGAACCCUCCUUCUUCCUCCUCCUCCUCCUCCUCCUCACCCUGAACCUUCACCCUUCUCCUUCCCCACCUCCCCAAAGAAACCCUCAACAACCCCCGACCACCCCUCCUGUCGAGGACUAUGAAGUACUACUGAAGUGUGUCAAAUCCUCUUCCUCUUCUUAACUUCUUAGCUUUUUGUACUACUUCUUUUUUUUUCUCUGAGACCGAUUCAUCCCCAUUUCACCGAUGUAAAAGGAAGGUUGGGGAACAAAGUUGCGUGCCGCUUCUAUUUUUUUUCUCUUUUUCUUUUACUCCUUCCUUUUGAAUGCCUUGAUUUUUGUCAUUCCACUAAGCCUUGGGCUACCUCCUUAUUUUUUUUGCCCCUUUGUGUCCUUCUGUUUUUUGGCUUUUGUCAUUGGACCUGGACUUGGCAGGUGUGGAUACAUAAAACACACCUGCAGGACCUCAGUGUAGAGGCAGUGUGUGUGUGUGUGUGUGUGUGUGUGUUUGUGUGUGUGAUGAAAAGAAGGAGGAAUGCCAUGUGAGCGAGUGAGUGUGUGUGUUUAUGUUUGUGUGUCACCUGCCAGUUAAAGCUGGCAUCACCACCAUGACCUUUGCCCUGUUUUUUUUUUCUUUCAUAUUUUUUUUUUCCCCCGUCACCGCCUCCGACCUGCUUCUUCUUCUUCUCUCCGCGUGGAAAAGACGACUGGACGCCGGAAGAAACCCGGAGAGGACGGAGGGGAGGAAACCGAGUGGAUGAAGAGAUAAAAAUGCACUUUGCAUCAGGUUCCUUAAUAACUUUUUUGGUUUUGUUUUGGUUUUUUUUGUUUUGUUUUUUUUGUUUUUUUUUGGUCGUUGUUGUUGUUUUUUCUCCAGAGGAAGCAUACACACAAUGUAGCAUCACAAUAUUUAUUACCCUGUCACGAUGUUAGCUUGCCGAGCUGCAGGGUGGACCGAGCAGCCGCCGAGAGAGACGUGGAGUGGGAAAAAAGAUUUAUUACACGAUGGAUAUAACGACAAAAGACGACGACGCAGAAGGAUUUAAAAACGAAGGAAGGAAAAGGGGGGGACUGAGCUCUCUGCACCUUAGCCCUGCUGCCUCCACAGACUCGGACCUGCCUCCUUUUUUCCACACAAACCAUCCUUUUAGCUUAGAGAUACUGAUGGGAGGGGAGGGUGGGGCGGGGAGGGGACGGGGAGAGAGAAAAAUGUAUUGCUCUUUUUUUUUCUCCUUUCUUUUUCUUUUUUUUUUCUUUGGUUUAGUUUUUUUUGUUAACUUGUACACUGUGCAAGGUUGAAUUAUCCUGUACAGACUGUAAAAUGUAAUAUUAUUUUGUACAACUUAAUUGAAAGAAAAACAAAUCUACUUGUAGAUCUUUGUGCCUUGAUUAUGGCUGUACCUGUAAAUGAGCUCAGAUGUAAGUAUGUUUUCGACUGCGCUGUACAGCUUGAUGUCAAACUCUAUCGGCAGCGGAAGACUGCGGGUAGGGGACUUUCUCUGUAGAGUUUAGUUUUUUCUGGUUUAUAAAAAAAAAGGAAAUGCUGUUUAGUAAAAAAUAAAAAAUAGGGAAAAAAUCCUAAAAACCUGUAUACAUUAUGCAAAUUAACCACUUACCUGCAGUGAAGACCAGAUGUUGCAGCGCCAUGCCUUUUUUUUUGGUUUGUUUUCUUUUAUUGGUUUUACUUUUUCCUCCUUUUUACUUUAUCUUUAUCUUUUUUUUCCUUAUUCUUUUCUUUUCUUUCUUUUUUUUCCUUUUCUUUUUUUUUUUUUUUUGAAUUUCACAGCUUUAAACAAACAUUGGAAAUCCAUUGAAAGUGUCCAAAUUGCAACCUGGUGUUGUUUUAAUAGGAACCAACGUUUUUUCGAUAUGAAGUGUGUCUGAGAUCUGUACUGAUGUGCGUGCCUGUGCGCAUGUGUACAUAAAACAAACAUAGACUCACAGACGCAUUGUGUGUGUGUGUGUGUGUGUGUGAGAGUGAGUGAGUGAGUGAGUGAGGGCGAGCGAGUGAGUGUGCGUUGUGUGUAAAAUUUUAUAAAUGUAUGUACAUGUAAAUUUAUAGGUCUAUAUAAAUAUAUAUGUACAAUUAUACAUGUUUAAUUAUGUGUGUGCCUAGGUGUACAUACCUAUGUAUGUAUACGGUAAAUAUGUAUACAUACACACAUAGGAAAGCAUGUUUAGAAUGGAGAUGAAUAAAUGAGAGCGUGCAAUAUUAGUAAUUCUUUGGUCCUUUGGAGCCAUACCCGAUGGCACAGGCACUAUGAAUGUGUGAGCAGCACCCAACAAGACAAGCUCUUCUCCUUGUACAAACAGCAUCAGCCUUUUUCUUCUGCUACAGUACACGUCUAUCCCCAAAAGAGAGUGAACUGACUGGAGGUGCAAAAACCUUGUUUGGCCUGGGAGGAUGAUUUAAAUGACAUUUUUAUUUUCUUUAAAUAAAGAGGCACAUUAGAGGA